Molecule: messenger RNA, 1315 nt
Organism: Uloborus diversus
Lineage: Eukaryota; Metazoa; Arthropoda; Arachnida; Araneae; Uloboridae
Product: nucleotide sugar transporter SLC35B4-like
Exons: 10
Coding region: 151-1098 (315 amino acids)
Biological process (GO): transmembrane transport
Cellular component (GO): Golgi membrane; endoplasmic reticulum membrane
Molecular function (GO): UDP-xylose transmembrane transporter activity; UDP-N-acetylglucosamine transmembrane transporter activity
Source: RefSeq, a predicted model, not a curated record
UUGAAAAUUGACACAUUCGUAAGGGAAAAGUGAUGACGAAUUUUUUUUUCUAGCGAUGGUGCUUAAUGAAAAUAAUUCAUAGGCUUCUUUUAGGUCAAUAAAUUUUGCUAAUAAAAUUUUACUGUCAAUCCUCUCACAUUGACUGCUUCGAUGUUAUGCAUUUUGCUAGCAAUUUUAUCAUGUUGUGCCAAUGUUAUACUGCUAGAAACUUUGUUAAGGGCAGUACCUGGGUGUGGAAAUGUAGUUACCUUCUUUCAAUUUCUUUUUGUUGCAGUUGAAGGAUUAAUAUUUACAAGUAAAUUUGGAAAAGAAAAACCAGCUGUUCCACUUAAGAAUUACAUUGUUUUGGUUGUGAUGUUUUUUGCUGUUAGUGUAGCUAAUAACUGGGCUCUGAAUUUCAACAUACCCAUGCCUCUCCAUAUGAUUUUUAAAUCUGGUUCCUUGGUAACAAGUAUGUUUAUGGGAAGAUUCUUGCUCAAGAAAAAGUAUGCAUUCAUAAAAUAUUUUUCGGUUUUGAUGGUGUCUUGUGGCAUAUUUUUAGCAACUUGGGCAUCCUAUCGUAUAAAAGCUGAAACAAACAGUGAAAUUAAUACCCCAAAGAAUCAAUCUUUCAUUGGUAUUGCUUUAAUGUCAUUUGCACUAAUUCUUUCUGCUGGGUUAGGUAUAUACCAAGAAACUUUAUUUAAAAAGUAUGGAAAACAUCCAAAGGAAGCUCUUUUUUACUCUCAUGCCUUGCCUCUACCGGGGUUUUUGCUUUUAAUAGGAGACAUAUAUCCACAACUACAUUUAUUUUCCAAAUCUGGUAUAAUUGAGCUAUUUCUUUUUAACAUUCCAUUAUUGUGGCUUUAUCUAAUUGGUAAUGUUAUUACACAAUAUAUUUGUGUGAGAUCUGUGUUUACGAUAGCAGCUAAAUAUUCAUCUUUAACAGUAACAAUGAUAAUUACCUUCAGAAAAUUUGUUUCAUUAAUAUUUUCUAUUAUAUAUUUCCAAAAUCCAUUUACUAACCUUCAUUGGUUUGCUACAUUUCUUGUCUUUGCUGGUACAUUGCUUUUCACAGACUUGAAGAAUCUCAGAAGCCAAACAAAAAAGUUGGAAUAAGUUUGAAAUUUGAUAAAGCAUGUAUCAGUUGAUCUUGUUUCAUAAUAUUUAUUUUCAUCAUACAGGAAAGAAUUACUUUGAAAGAGUAUUCUGAUUGAAAAAAGUAAUGUAAUUUAUCCUCCAUGCCAUAAUAGCGUACAGUGUUCUUACUCUUCUGUCUUGACCAAUAUUGUAUUGUGUAAUUUUGUAGCAAUUUAUGAAUUUUUAAAAAAAUCAA